AUGACGGAAUCCGAUGCUCCCUGCCCCGCCUGCCAUUGGACGCCUAAGCAGCAAAGCCGUUGCAACUACACGAGUAACGUGCACCUCUUCAGCGGCACCAGCAAUCGAGGCCACUGGGCCCUCGGCACAAAAUACAUCCUGAAAGAUCGCGGGGCCGAUCCCAAUUAUGAGGUCAUAAACACCCACUUCCUUCAAGCGAAUACCACCAUCCCCGUCCCGACCGUGGCGCAGGACUGGACCGAGAAUUCCCGGCACUUCACCAUGGUUGAGCGGUCCGCUCGGAAGGAAUUGGCUCACUGCACUGCGGAGUAUCUGGGGCAGCUCCGCUCGCUCCAGUCGGAGACGAUGGGAAGUGUGGAUGGGUUGCCGCUUUACUGUGGGUUUCUAUUUCCGGGGAAGGGAAAUGAGGCGUCACAGGUUCCCCAUGGGCCACUGACGACGGCUGAGCAACUCUGGGCGGAAUUGGAAAAGUCUCUGGAUGUGCAUGGGCUGGAUGUUCCGCAGGCUGUGAAGGUGCGGCUCCGCGAUCGUAUGCCUGACCCUGCGCCUUGGACGUUUACUCAUGGCGAUUUGGCGAUUUGCAAUAUCAUGGUGGAUCCUAUGACCUAUGAAAUGACGGGAAUUAUUGAUUGGGAACGGUCCGGGUAUUUCCCUGUCUGGUGGGAGUUUGCCUUUGCGGUGCUUGGACUGAGCCAAGAGGACAAAGAGUGGAAGGAUCUGCUUCGCGGAAAUUUGGCCAAUCACGAAGAAGCGCUGAACUGGUGGCUUGAUUUCAAGGCUUGCACGGAUUGUAGUUGGGUUCCGGGGAGGAAAAACAGGCUUUGGAGGGAGUGUGGUAUAGAUCUGUAG
Messenger RNA from Penicillium antarcticum, 849 nucleotides. RefSeq lists its product as uncharacterized. The record is from RefSeq and is a predicted model, not a curated record. NCBI's taxonomy places the organism in Eukaryota, Fungi, Ascomycota, Eurotiomycetes, Eurotiales, Aspergillaceae. Bases 1 to 849 code for a protein of 282 amino acids. The transcript is spliced from 2 exons.